Messenger RNA from Centruroides sculpturatus (bark scorpion), 694 nucleotides. RefSeq names its product zinc finger BED domain-containing protein 5-like. The transcript is spliced from 2 exons. NCBI's taxonomy places the organism in Eukaryota, Metazoa, Arthropoda, Arachnida, Scorpiones, Buthidae. The coding region runs from base 35 to 694 and encodes 219 amino acids. The record is from RefSeq and is a predicted model, not a curated record.
CUUAUUUGAGGGAUUUUCCAACAAACGUGAGAUCAUGUCAGCAAUACAAGACUUACAGUUGUCAGAUAACACCGUUACAAGAAGAAUACAAGCCAUUUCAAAGGAUAUGCAAACUCAGUUAAAGAGUGAUUUGGAAAUAUGUGAGUGGUUCUCACUUCAAUUUGACGAGUCUACCGACAUAUCAGACACAGCACAGUUAGCAGUUAUGGUGAGAAUGGUAUUUAGUGACUUUACUGUAAAAGAAGAUCUACUAAAAAUAUUACCCAUGAAAGGACGAACAACAGGUGAGGAUAUCUAUAAAAUAUUUAUAACAUAUGCAAAGUCGAUAGAUAUGCCUCUCCAGAAGUUGUCUGCGAUAACCACUGACGGAGCACCAGCAAUGGUUGGUAAUGUCAAUGGAUUUAUUGCCCUCUGCAUAAAAGAUAAAUCAUUUCCAAAUUUUAUGUCGUAUCACUGUAUUAUCCACCAGGAAGUUUUGUGUGGUAAAAUACUACCCUUCGGACACGUCAUGAAAAUAAUUACAAAAAUAGUCAACUUAAUUCGUGCAGCUCCUUUGCAACACCACCUUUUCAAGGCCCUAUUAGAAAAUCCUGAAGAUCCUGAUCUCAUUCUACAUACUCAAGUAUGUUGGCUCAGUAAAGGCAAAGUUCUUGCUAGAUUUUGCAAGAGUAUGGAAAAUAAAUUAACUCUUUAA